CUGAACACAAAAAUUCCUGUAUUUAAUGCUGAAGCCAAGAGGAACUAGUUAUUGAUCAAGAUGGCUCUUCAACAGUUUGCAUGUGGGAUCAUUGUGAUGAUUGUUUUCCUCUCCAGAGGAAUCAACACACAACAUGCCUGUGCCAGGUCUCCAAUCAACAGCAGGAUCCUAGGAGGGCAAGAUGCCUCUCCAGGAGCUUGGCCAUGGCAUGUCACUCUUACCCACCGUGGCGGGGUCUUCUGUCAAGGCUCCCUGAUCACAGAUCAGUGGGUUCUGACAGCUGCCCAUUGUUCAAUAAGGUAA
Cyprinodon variegatus (sheepshead minnow) is the source of this 303-nucleotide messenger RNA. Its product is annotated as serine protease 27-like. The coding region runs from base 61 to 303 and encodes 80 amino acids. Gene Ontology annotation, biological process: proteolysis. Lineage: Eukaryota; Metazoa; Chordata; Actinopteri; Cyprinodontiformes; Cyprinodontidae. The record is from RefSeq and is a predicted model, not a curated record. The transcript has 3 exons. Gene Ontology annotation, molecular function: serine-type endopeptidase activity.